UGGAAACCUUGAAAUGACUCGCCUUAAAAAAAUUAUGCGCAUGUUUCAAUUUGGCCUUCAUCAUUUUUCAUCUAUCGUCUAAAGAAAUGCUUCGUUUUUCGUAAAGAAAUGCAUUCGUUUUAUUAAAUUCAAAUGGAUUUUACGAUGAUAAAAAAUAUGGUCAAUUCUGCAACGUAGCUAUAUAGUUUUCAAAGAUAUUUCCGAAUUCUUCCAUAAAAAUAAGGGUAAACCAAUGUCAACUAGAAUGUUUUGCUGAUCUAAGAGGCGAGCAUACGGAUGAAUCAUUUCGGCAUACUGUCUCAAAUGAAGCUACAAUACCAUAAUCGAUUGCUGCAUGCCUUCCAUAUGAUCCUUCGUGGGUGUAAUCAUAUCUAUUUCCACUGAAUAUGCUCUGUAUUGCUAAAUCAGUUAUUUGUCAAUAAUAAAAAUUACUGGCUUAAUAAUUUGACAACGAAGCCAAAUCAAUAUGAGUCCUCAAUGAAAUCAAGAGUUUAUCAUGGCCACGAACAUUUAAAAAAAUUAAGACAAGUUUGUAUCAUGAAGGCAUUUUACUAUUCAACUUAAAUACAAUGUUGACUUUAAUCAAAAAUGUAUUACUGAAAUGGUCUACUUACUCUUUCUGAAAAGAGAAAAGGAGGACUUUUGGGUGUUUAUACUGCUGCAUAAUCUAAAUCUUCUUCACUAUAUCACCAUUGAAGAACCCAUGAUGUCAUAAAGAGAAAUUAGAAAACAAUCAAAUGGACUUCGACAUAUAGGAAUGUUAAUUUCAUCAAUUAAUUUUGAAACCAGAGUGAUUGAAACCAUUUUGAUUAUUUUUAAAAAAUAUUAGAAUAGAUAUUUAAAAAAAAUGCUUCUGUGUGAUUUUGAAAAUGAGACUGUCUCUUGAUAGCAGGUAUAUAAAAGCCUUCUUCGUUUUCUUGUAAAUUAGUCACGAAACCAAGGAAAGAAAAGUAUUACCAUAGAUGAGCUUGAGCUUGAAAAAUGACUUAUUUUAAUUCGAUGCUUGCGACCUAAGUAUUAUUUUACAUAAAGUGACGAAAAACAUCUGGAGCUCUGUCUCUUUCAACAGCACCGGAACUAUGUGUCAGCUGUGCUAGAGGAAUAGAUCGCGAUUUGACCUUGCUUUUCUACUUUCCACGAAACUGUCGAUGAUAAGAAAUACUUCGAGCAUCUAUCAUAUCAAUUAAUCUCUUAUCAGAAACAAAUAGAAGAAAGACAAUAGAGCUCGUUCGCGCUCGACGAAUGAUUUGUAGGUCUUUAUAAAAUCCAAUGGAAGGCCCACAGCGUUGUUUAGGACUUAAGCAAGUUUUUGCAAUUUUGGGUAUUUUAUCUGGAGCUUCGAUCUUCGUUUCGUUCGCAGCUUUGAAGAAUGUCAAUGCAGCUUUAUGGGGGCUUCUAUCAGGAAUUUUUGCUGCUAUAGUUCUUAAUCUACAUAUAAAUUACAGAAGAAGAGUUUUACAUCUCAAAUACACUCCUGAAAGCCUUCGGAUAGUUAAACUAUGUGGACUAGUUCUGAGUAUUGUAACGCUAACAGCUUCUAUUGUUUACUUUAUACUAAUGGCUGUUUAUCAUCAAGGAUAUAAACUUGAAGGAAAUGGUUAUGCUCCAGCCGCAAUUUUCGCCCUUUUAGCUUUGAAAUGGACCGUAAUGAUGUUUUUUGAAGGAAGAAAAUAUCAAAGGUUCUUAGUGGCGAGUGCAACAGAAGGUACACCUAUUGUUAAUGGCGGACCAACAUCACCACCACCGCCAUAUGAGGCUAUAAAGCCUUAAAAUUACUAUUCAAAUCAGUGCAUAAAAUGCUUCACAGUACUACUUGGUUUAUGAAAAUGAUGAUCCAGGGAUUUUUUUUAUUUAUUUUUUAUUCUGUGAUAAAUCAAUGAAAUCAGCAUCUGUGACUGUAUUAUUUAUGUGAUAAACUGUAACAGCAUUAUGUGAAAUUGUAAAUCUUCUUCCUUUGUCCAUCUGUUUAUUAUUUUUUUAGUUUAACUAAUGAAAUUGGACACUUCUAGUACAACUACUUUUUGAUCAUUUCUUUAAUAAUCCUCAAUCUGUUGUACAAGGAUGCAUGAAACUAAUAAAUCAAAUUAUUGUUGUC
Argiope bruennichi is the source of this 2095-nucleotide messenger RNA. RefSeq names its product heme transporter hrg-1-like. Gene Ontology annotation, molecular function: heme transmembrane transporter activity; heme binding. Gene Ontology annotation, cellular component: plasma membrane; lysosomal membrane. Gene Ontology annotation, biological process: heme transport. Lineage: Eukaryota; Metazoa; Arthropoda; Arachnida; Araneae; Araneidae. The transcript has 4 exons. Bases 1270 to 1770 code for a protein of 166 amino acids. The record is from RefSeq and is a predicted model, not a curated record.